AUGAAUGACGAGGAAGUCGCUAUCAAGAUUUUAACCAUUCCUCAAGAUCAGAAAAACAAGGGAGUUCCACCCAGCAUUUUAAAUCACGUCUCUAUCUUUAAAGAUUUAAACCAUCCCAAUAUAGUCAGGUUGCUCAAAGUUCUGGCUACGGAUGAAGAUGUGUAUCUUGUUUUUGAGAAUGUUCACCUAAAUUUUAAAAGAUUCAUCACCAAUCCCAUGCUUAGCCUUGAAACAUUUGAAAGAUCUGUUCUACGUCAAGCUCUUUCUGGACUCGCAUAUUCUCACAACAUUGUACACACAGAUAUCAAACCUUAUAAUCUUCUUUUUGAAUACCACCACGGUGAAGCUCCUACAGUGAAGCUAUGCAAUAUUCGUGAACCCAAAACUUGUAUUAAUAAAGGCAUUCCUUGUUAUAAAGCAUCGGAAGUUUUGAUGGGCUCAACCAAUUACUCAACUACAGUUGAGAUCUGGUCUAUGGGCUGCAUAUUUGCUCACAUCAUUAAGCGCCAACCUCUGUUCGUCGGUAGAGACGAACCAAAGAUAUUGGCUGAGAUAUUUUGUUUGUUUGGUACGCCAACAGAACAAACUUGGCCCGACUUGUCUUCUAUAUGCGAUUUUAUUGAAGCAUUUAACCCUCUAAUACAGCCUAAGGACCUAGCUGAAGAGUUCCCUAGCCUUCAUCCUGCUGGUCUUGAUCUUCUUUCGGUGCAAGCACGUAUUCACAACGUACUUGAUCACAUCAUCCCGUCAUCAGAUGCACAUGCCAUACAAGCAUCAGCAGACCUUAAGGCUAAAAAUUCUGAACUUUGGAAUCGGCUUGAUGAGGUGGUACUACAAUGGAUGUACGCAACCGUCUCGCAGGAUAUUCUCCAAUCAAUCUUCGUUGUCGAUGACACUACCGAAGAAUGCUGGAAGCGCAUCACCGUUAUGUUUCAUGAUAACAAGCAUUCACGUGCUGUACAAUUAGAAAAUCAAUUCAGCAACACAAACCUGGAAGAUUUUCCAUCAACAAAAGCAUACUACAACCGCCUCAAAACUCUAUCUGAUCAACUCGCCAACAUCGACUCUCCAGUGACUAACACACGACUGGUGCUUAAAAUGAUAUCUGGUCUCACUGAUGCAUACGCUGGGUUUGUCACCUAUAUACAACAACACGACCCUCUCCCCACCUUCGCCACAACACGUUCACAGCUAGAACUUGAGGAAUCAACCAUGUUACAGCGUGUCGCUCGCGAAUCACACGUCUCCUCUGUUUCGGCCGCUCUCAUGGCCAAAGCUCCGACCACAGGACCUGCACCCAAACCGUCAUCCAAUGCUUCAAACUCCCAACUAUCUCCAUCGAGAUAUCAUGGUCAUAGAGGAAAGAAACCGAAUCGUGGCGGUCGAAAUUCCGAAAGAGGAAAUCGCGGGCAGCAACAACAACAACAGUGGCAACCAUGCAAUUACCCACCUUGCCCUUACCCAACCUCAAAUUGGAAUAUACCAAAUAAUGGUCCUAAGCCCCAACAAAGUGGAAUUCUUGGGCCCAAACCUCAGCAAGUUGCUUUCAAUGUUAAUACUACCAGCCCUACUGACAUUGAAAGUGCUUUCAGCACCCUCAAUCUUGCUCAGCCAGAGCCCUCUUGGUACAUGGACACCGGAGCCACCUCUCACAUGACAUCCUUGCAAGGACUUUCAGACGGGGAUGCCUAUCAUGAGAUGUGA
This is a messenger RNA of Lathyrus oleraceus (garden pea), 1704 nucleotides long. RefSeq lists its product as uncharacterized. The record is from RefSeq and is a predicted model, not a curated record. The coding region runs from base 1 to 1704 and encodes 567 amino acids. The transcript is spliced from 9 exons. Gene Ontology annotation, molecular function: ATP binding; protein kinase activity. NCBI's taxonomy places the organism in Eukaryota, Viridiplantae, Streptophyta, Magnoliopsida, Fabales, Fabaceae. Gene Ontology annotation, biological process: protein phosphorylation.